Lates calcarifer (barramundi perch) is the source of this 3886-nucleotide messenger RNA. It is a transcript of the gene txndc16, whose product is annotated as thioredoxin domain containing 16. Bases 470 to 2998 code for a protein of 842 amino acids. The record is from RefSeq and is a predicted model, not a curated record. NCBI's taxonomy places the organism in Eukaryota, Metazoa, Chordata, Actinopteri, Centropomidae. The transcript is spliced from 20 exons.
UUCUGUUAACUUGACUCUGGCGAAAGAUGGGGCAUCACUACUUUAAGACGCAUUUUUCAGAUUUCACUGUGCAACUUGUCGAAAAAUAACCUAACAAACUAAUUUUCUCUGAGGCCUAUGUCUCUCUAGGACAUAUGUCGACACAUAUAUCCUAAAUGUACAGGUGUUUACACUAGCUAGUGCUAAAAACCCAUGGACGACAACAGGAAGCCGCUAACAAACCUAGCUAAUGAAUUAGCAUCACCUAAAUUCCAAACUAAAGCAGAAAGCGCCAUUUUUGGACUUUCCUCGGGAUUUAACACUCCUAGGACAAGCUCCUGCUCACAAUUAGCGUCAUAAUGCCUUUAUCUCGAUUUACCACGGUUGUAACUGUGGUUUUUAACGUUUGUGCCACUUGGAAAAACAAAAGUUGAACCUUAACCUUGCCUCGACUUUCUCAGCAUCUCCUGUGUACAGUCUGUACUGCAUCAUGUGGAUGUGUAUAGCUGCCUUCCUGCUGUGGAUGAGGUCAGGAGGAUGCACAGAGAAGGCCAACACCUCAGACCUUAUUGAAUACACCGCUGUGGACUUCUAUGAGAAAUUGCAUUCUGGGAAGAUGAUGUUCAUUUAUUUUGAGCAUAAAGUCUCUCCAACCAUCUCUCUCUUCCUGGUGGAGCUGGAGAAGUCUGCUGAAGUUCUGCAGGAUUAUGGCGUACUGGUUGGCAAGGUCAACUGCAACAAAGAGCUGGUUCACACGUACUGCACAGAUGAAAGGCUGCUACACACAGCUUUUCUAUUCAGGGGUGGUAAGGAGUUCUUGGGCUUGGAUUUGGACACAGUGUUUGACGUCAACUCCAUAGUCUCUGAAGUGCUGUUUGCUAUUCUGCGUGAAGAGGUCAAGUACGUCCACACAGACAGUGAUCUCUUGGCCAUGGAGAAGGCAGCCAGGGGGCAGAAGGAUAUUGUGCUGGGUUACGUCAGCAGUCUAGGAACACAAGAGCACAGGUCGAUGAUGGAGACAGCGUAUGUGUAUGGAACCAAAUACCAGUUCAUCCUUAUAACAGGAGGACCAGUGCUGAAACAUCUAGGCGUUAAUGAAUCGUCUCACUCGUCCCAAGUUUGGUUCCUCCACUGUAGAGUUCACAGUCGGUUCAUGACCCCGAUGACCUCUGACCGCUGCCCUUUGACCCGCAUGAGGAAACCCCUGUCCAUCCUCAGCCUCCACUCCUUCCUGCAGCUCAUGGAGGCUCCACUGGUGUCUGAGGUAUACGACGACCCCUCCGUGGUCCCGCCCCCCCAGUUCCCCUACCAGCAGACCCCCCAGGUCUUCCUGUUCUCUCGUCCCGCGACCGAGCACCUGGACCUGGACACGGCCACCACUCUGGCCUGGAGGCUCCGUGGCAUUGCUCUGCUGCUGCUCGUACACAGACAGAGUCCGGCAGUGAAAACCCCAGAUGAAUAUAAUGCUGCUUACAGGCUGCCUGAGAAGAGUUUAGAGGUGAAGUAUAUGACCUUGCACAACCUUGACGAGGUGUUGGAGCUGUUUACAAAUCAAGAGAAGGAGGGAGAGGAGGAGGAGGAUGAAGAGGAGGACGAGGACGAGGGGUUGGAGGACGAGGAAGAGGAUUCAGAUUAUGGAAAGCUGGACGAUGAGAUUGCGGCGUCUGUUUAUGAAAACCGAGGCAGCCUGCUGGACAUGGACUCCAUUACCCAGCUAACCUCUGACAACUUCCACACUACAGUAGCACAAAGCAGCCUGACAGUGGCACUCUUCUACCUGAAAUGGGAUGCUGUUUCAAUGGCGUUUCUCAGCUCCUUCAUUGAAGUUGCAGAGAGGCUUGCAGACUCUGCAGUCGACGAUGUACAGAUGAGUGCAGUUGAUUGUGGAGAGUGGACCGACCUCUGUGCCGCUCAGCCAGGCAGCUCACUGCCGGUCCUGUUUCAGCCAAUCACAGCCUUCCCCAGCGUUUUAGUGCUCCGCCCCCAGGAAUCGGCCCAGCACUACAGGGGCAUGCUGGGUAGUGAGGCGCUGCAUCGCUUCAUCAUGCUGAGCCACCCGACUUCUCCUGCGCUCCUGUCCACCCAGGAGGAAGUGACAUCAUUUCUUCAGGAAGUGCCUCACCCUGAGCUUGCAGCUUACAAGCCUGACAGAGUACUGGGACUGUUUAAAACACAAACACAUACAGGAGUCCCAGUGUUCACUGAAGCAGCAAAGUCACUGAGAGGAGAGGUUUUAACUGGGCUGUUGAUAGAUGGGCUGGCAGAGAAAUGGGCUGCAGACCACGCUGUGGACCUUCCUGCAGUGUUGGUGUUUCCAUCUUGGAGGACACACACUCGUCCCUCCUCACUGCCUGUGUCCUCCACUGCUGAAGAGCUGCUCACACACAUCAACAUGGCACUGCUCCAUCCGAUGCCUGAACUGACGGUGGAGAACCUGCCGUCCUUCCUCUCUCUCGGCAAAGCCCUCCUCCUCCUCUUUGUAGGAGAGGAGGAGGACGAGAUCGGGCGGAGGCAGAACCAGGCGCUGGUGGAGGAGAUGAGACGAGUGGUAGAUCUUGGAGGGGGGAGGAUGGAGCAAUAUCUAGCCUGCUGGAUCCACCUUGGCAGAACUCCAGCUGGAAUGUCCGUACUUGGAUCAUACCUAGGCUCCAUGCCUCCCCUUCCUGCUCUGGUCCUCACACAUUUGCCCUCUAGAGCUGAAAUCUAUCAGUACCCCCCCAACACCCCCAUAGUGGCCCCCUCUGUCCUGCAGUGGCUGCAGAGGGUCGAGGACAGGACCGAGUCACCUGCAGGGAUGUUGGGUGAGGAUAGCUGGCCUCCUGCUGUGGAGUUCUAUGACUUUCUAAAAAUCAUGGACAUGCAGGAACCUGGCUCCACCCAGCAACAAAGGCCUAAAGAGGAGGAAGAGGAACAGGAGGAGGUGAAUGAGGAAGAAGUGAAUGUGGAAGAUGAGGCGACAGAUUCCUCCUCCAGCUCUUCUGCUCCUGAUGCAAACCCUAACAUUCACUCUGAACUGUAACAGAUAAAGAUGGGAGAAAAGAAUACCAAACCACAGAUUAAAUCUGUUUGACUAUUGAUAUGGGCUUCAAUUAUUUUCUUUAUAUUAGUAUUUUUAUUUUCUAUUUUUAUUUUGCUGUUUUUGUCAUAGGAUUAUUGAAUGUAAUAAUCACUCUUUCUUGGUAUUUCACUGUCAGAUUAGUAAAUAUUUAGCAAAACACUACGUAUUUAUGCCUAAUUAAAGGUGGAAAUGACUACACAGACUGUGAAGUUUAGUUUUUAAAAUAGAUUUUAUAUUGAUAUUUUUGGUCUUCGUUCUAUUUUUCCAGGUUUUAAUGUCACCUAACAAAUAUUCUGGAGGUGUUUUCUCAGGGGUGUUUACAGAAAUGCUUUGCUUCAUUUCUCCAUCACAGUCUGCUGUGGCUCUGUGAAUGAUUCACAGUGAAGUCAGUGGUUUCAGGUAAUUAGCUGACUUAUUUAGUCAGUAUGUGUCACUCUCUUGGUCAGUCCUGGAAGUUUCUGUCUAUUUGCUUUCAGUUCAGCUCAGCUGGAGCUGAGCCACACAAAUUGAGAGCUUUAGGUUUUCAUUCUGAUGUGUUAAUGUUAUGAAAAAUUAUGAAAUAAUUCCAAAUGAUACUGAAACUCCACCUAAAGAAGCACAAGAGCAAGGUCUCCAAAUAUAAAGCUGUGAAGUUGUGUUAUACAGCUGAGAUUGUGAAUAUUUGAAUCUUAAAUUUAGAUUUUUUUUGUAUCACCAAAGAUGUGUUUCCAGUGCCAGUACACCUCGCCAAUGCUCUAUUCAGUGAUUAAGUCAGAAUGGAUUCUUUGCAGUCUUUCCAUGGUACUAAAACUUUAACUGUUACCCAUCACAUCUGCCCUCUCUCUAAUAAAAUUAUACCAUGCGUGGAAA